Molecule: messenger RNA, 789 nt
Organism: Carcharodon carcharias (great white shark)
Lineage: Eukaryota; Metazoa; Chordata; Chondrichthyes; Lamniformes; Lamnidae
Gene: tnnt1
Product: troponin T type 1 (skeletal, slow)
Exons: 10
Coding region: 1-789 (262 amino acids)
Biological process (GO): slow-twitch skeletal muscle fiber contraction; regulation of muscle contraction; sarcomere organization
Cellular component (GO): troponin complex
Molecular function (GO): troponin T binding; tropomyosin binding
Source: RefSeq, a predicted model, not a curated record
AUGGCGACAUGUGGUUUCAGAAGAUCCAAAGCAGGUGCCAGUCCUGCAAACAAGGCAUCAGCAGAGAUCACAGCGCACCAACAGCAAGGGACAACUUCAUGUAGACCACAGGCUCAAAAAUGUCUGACACAGAGGAUGUUGGUGAAUAUGAAAGAGGAACGGCCAAGACCGAAGCUCGUUGUCCCCCAGAUUUCUUGUCCCAAAAUCCCUGAUGGAGAAAGGGUUGACUUCGAUGACAUUUACAGGAAGCGCAUGGAGAAAGAUCUUCUGGAACUACAGACUCUGAUUGAAGCCCACUUUGAGCAGAGGAAAAGGGAGGAGGAAGAACUGAUUGCCUUGAAGGAGAGGAUUGAACAUCGGAGAGCGGAGAGAGCAGAACAGCAGAGAUUCCGUGCAGAAAAAGAGCGUGACCGCCAAACCAGGCUUCUUGAAGAAAAAACACGCAAAGAGGAGGAAGAGGCCAAGAAACGUGCGGAAGAUGAUGCCAAAAAGAAGAAAGUCCUGUCUAACAUGGGUGCACAUUAUGGUGGUUAUCUUGUUAAGGUAGAGCAGAGAAGAGGCAAAAGACAGACAGGGCGUGAAAUGAAGAAGAAAAUUUUGGCGGAAAGACGCAAACCCCUCAACAUCGAACAUCUCAAUGAUGAAAAAAUGAGGGAGAAAGCCAAGGAAUUGUGGGACUGGAUGUACCAGCUGGAGUCUGAGAAGUUUGACCUGAUGGAGAAACUGAAACGACAGAAAUAUGAGAUUAACCUUCUGCAUAACCGCAUCAAUGAACACCAGAAAUUGUGA